AAUUUUGUUAAAACUUUUAAAAUUAUGACAUCAUUUAAAACAAUGAAGAUUUAUUUUUUAAUAAUAUUUUGCAUAAUUUAUAAUGAUAUUAAUUGUGCUGUUGUUCAACUGGAGAAAAGACAUUCUAUUGGAGAUGAUUCAGUAUUGUCACCAGGUGACAUUGGCAAUGAUCAUAAUAUUCUACUUGAUUCAAGGUCGGCAUUAUCACAACAAAUACCUACAAACCAGUAUGGAUCCUUAUACGGCAAUUCAUAUCUAGGCGGAACAGAUUUAAAUACACAUUAUCAACCUGUUUUUAUCCCACCUUCGCAGCAAUAUUCAUCAGUAGUUCAACCACCAUCAUCUGGUUAUGGUUAUUACCAGCAGAUACAAUAUCCUCGAUUGGAACCAUUUCCAGUAGGAGGACAAUUAACACAAUUCCAACGUCCAAAAAUAACUAUCCCUUAUCACGUGGAUGGAUUUGGUAUUCCACCUCCAGGAUACAUUCAAUAUCCCUACGCAUUAUAUGAACCACGUCCCCAACAGAUAUAUAUUUAAAAAAUAAGAAUAAAGUAUAU
Molecule: messenger RNA, 557 nt
Organism: Chrysoperla carnea
Lineage: Eukaryota; Metazoa; Arthropoda; Insecta; Neuroptera; Chrysopidae
Exons: 3
Coding region: 25-537 (170 amino acids)
Source: RefSeq, a predicted model, not a curated record